Molecule: messenger RNA, 1551 nt
Organism: Sipha flava (yellow sugarcane aphid)
Lineage: Eukaryota; Metazoa; Arthropoda; Insecta; Hemiptera; Aphididae
Exons: 7
Coding region: 173-1408 (411 amino acids)
Source: RefSeq, a predicted model, not a curated record
GAUACGCGCACGAGACGCGUACACGGACGUGCGUCAGUCCCCACAUCGAAAGAAGCGCGUGGUCGAAACGAUAACUUUUCGUAAAUUGACGACCGCAGACCGCUUGGUGGCAGUAACCCCGAGUCAGUUCGAUCGCGUGCAUCCUGUGGUCCACUGCACGCGCACCGCCACCAUGGCUGGAUCGAAAACCGUAGAUCUGUCUUUUCUACAAUCCAUGAUGGACAAGAUAGAGCCUGGAGUGAAGAUCGACUCUUACGAAUCCAAACUGGGGUCGAAGAGAGGCGACAAUUACACGUCCAUGUUGUACAGGAUCAAACUGUUCGGCGAACGUGGAUGGACGAAAUCGUUGAUCUACAAGUGUUUACCGGAAAACAAGCAGACGAGGAGCAAGUACAAGUCCGAAAUGUUGUUUAACAACGAGAUGACGUUCUACGUGAAAUCGUACACAGCGUUGAUGGAAUACCAGGAGCUCAAACGAUUCACCGACACUUUCAACAGUGUCCCGAAAUGCUAUUUUGCCCGAAGCGAUAUUAUUGUGUUGGAGGAUAUGCGAUGCAAAGGUUUCACGAUGUUGGACAGGAAGAAGGGUCUAGACUUCGAUCAUUGCAAAGCCAUCCUCAGAGGUCUUGGGAAAUUUCACGGAUUGUCUUUGUCCAUGAAAGUCGAUGAACCGGAAAAGUUUAAACGAUGCAUCUCAGAGGCAAUCAAAGAGGUGUACUACAAGAGUGAAAACGAAUUAUGGUACAAAGGAUAUUACCGAAGAGCAGCGGAGAACGCAAAGAAAAUGUUGGAGUCGGAGCUGACCGAGGACGAAAAACCAAAAUAUUUGGAAAAAUUUCGAAAACACGUCAACCCCGAAUCGUUCUUCGGUGACAUGGUGGAAUUGGUGUCGCCGAAAGAACCUUUGGCCGUGCUGUGCCACGGCGACUGUUGGACGAACAAUUUUUUGUUUCAGUACGCUCUCGACGGAAGCAUAUCCGAAAUAUCCGUAGUGGACUUUCAAAUGGCCCGGUACGGUUCGCCGGCGCUGGACCUGGUCAGUCUGCUGUACUGUUGCACCGGCGUGGAGUUGCGCAGGCGGUGUUUGCCAGCACUGAUGGACGAGUACUAUGAUUCGGUCAGCCGUAUCCUGACGCAAACCAACUGCUCGGUCCACUACCCGGACUUACGAGAAAAGUUGGACGGAGAGCUGCGCGAGUACACGGUGUUCGGGCUGGGCGUGGCGCUGGACGUGAUACCGAUCGCGACGUGCGACUCGGAACAGGCGCCGGACAUGUACACGGCCGAGGAGGACGCGGACGACGGGCCCGGCGACGAACCGUACCCGGCGGCCACCACGAGCGCGCUGUGCCGCGCAAUGAUCGCCGACCUGGUCAAAGAGCUGGUGGACAACGGACGUCUCAAGUGAUCGUCGCGCGCUCGUGUCCCGUCGGAUAUUUUUGAUUUUGUUCACGUAUCAUUUCGUUCUCCCCCUUCGGGUCAACGACCACGCGGCACAUAUUGUAUACAUUAUUAUUAUUAUUAUUAUUAUUAUUAUUAUUAUUAUUAUUA